UGUCAUUUUCCUUCUGCUUUAGUUUAAUAAUGGACGUGACAGUGUUAAUCUUAGUGUUGAUUUCUUCACACGUUGUCGCGGCACAGCAUCGUGUCAAGUGUCCGACUGAGACGACCCAGGCAGAAGAAGGUGAUGAUGUUACACUUAGGUUUGAUCUGGAUCCCCGGGUCAACUUGUUGGAUUAUACACUGUACGUUACAAGAACCGACCUCGACGAGGUCGUCCACGUCUAUCGAAGUGGAAAGGACCUCACUGAUCCACAGAUGGAGCGAUACAGACACAGAACAACUCUCAUCCAUGAAGACCUGAGCAGAGGAAUCAUCACACUGCAGAUCUCCUCAGUUCAGCUGAAGGACAGUGGACCGUACAAAUGUCUUGUCCUAUUGAACGCUAGUUCUACUGGUUGUACCACUGCCCUUAAUGUUGUGAAAAAAGUCCAACACAACAAGACGAAGACAGAUGAUGUCAUGACCAGCACCUCGCCACCAAACCCUGCUGCUGAGACGGUGAAUGUUGGUGCCGUUGUUGGUGGAGUUCUCGGUGCUGUUGUUCUUGGUUUUCUCUGCGCUCUUAUCGGAGUUCUGGUGAAACGUGGAAUCAUCAAGGUUUGCAAGAAGACGCGCGGGGCGGCGGCGGCGGCGGCAGUCGAGGCAGUCGUGAUGCUGAGGCACAAAGCGACAGGCGGGGGUGACGACCUGCACGGCGGCGGCGCUGAGAGGGGAACCAGCUGAAGUGUCACCUGGACCAUGGGCGUAACCACGCAUCCUUUGGGGGGCUCGUUCCCCCCCCCAAUACUGGGAAAAUACCAAUCUGCCCCCCCCCCCAAAUAUUAUGUAUAAAUAUGUUAAAUAUUUCCUCCUUUUAUGAACCCUGGCUGUCAACUGACCCGUCUCUUAUUAUUUCCGAUUUAUUUUCAAUUUAUUUCCGUCUGUUAAGGAAAACAAAAGUGUGUGAUCACCCCCCUCCCGGUUGUACACUUGGUUGCGCCCAUAUAACAGCGGCUCCGUUUGAAGCGCCGACCUUGCCCAAAAAGCGGAAAAAGCAAGACUUACGAAAUUUUUUUCAGACAGUAAGCAACUACAGAGCUAAAGAGGAGUGACGUUGUCAAAAUGAGCCUGUUUAAUUAAUUUGAAAUAUUUAACUCGUUAAAAAGGGCUCAGCUUGUUAGUUAAGUUGAAGUGAAGAGACUUGUAUAAUAUGAAGCUAGUACCAACGAUGUCAUGAUAGCCUGUCACAAUUUGGGCUAAAUAACAAGCUAGGCUAAUUCUGGUGGGGGAAAAACUUUAAAUGUUAAUUCAGAUGGUCAAUACAUAAAAAUCAUAGAAUUGUGGGAAAUGCACUUUAAAAAAAAAAAAAAAAAAAAAAAAUUCUGGGGGAGGGCUCUCAUUUGGACCCCCCCAAUGUCUAUACCAUGGUUACGCCCUUGACCUGGACCCAGACAGAGAAUCCAUCCAAGCUCCUGGUUAACAACAGGAACUCUUGAGUAUUCGGUUCCCAUCAGCUGAUCGGUCGAUUCAAUCCGCUCUGACAUGAUCAACCAGUUUUAAUCCAGAACCAUGAAUGUGAGCAGAAGUGAAAGAGUCUGAAAUUCAACCAAAUAUAAAUGUUGUUAUUCAUAUUGUACAUAUAUUUAUUCAGCUGUAACCUGAUGAGGGACAAAGUUCUGCUGCUCUGAAGAUGAAAACAGCCUCAUGAAUUUGACGAUUUGCGGUUGAAAGAGCAAAAAACAUUUUGAUUAUCUAUUUUACAUUUUGCUCAACAUCAUUUAAUGACUGUAUUUCAAUAUGUAGUAAAUCUCACUUUUAAAUGUUUUUAAAAGUAUUUCAGCUUCACUGCCGUCAUCCUCUCUCUGAAAUAUCAUAUCAUCCACAAUAUGAUCAAUAACUGAUCAUUAGACAUGAUUCCUCACUGAUCGGAGCCUCGUGUCUAAAGCCUCACACAUUAUUUAUUGACAGUGCUGAAUGUUCAGAAAAUUUCAGAAAGUUUUCAGUGCUUUAAUCUCCCAGAGCAACUUGCUGAAAAUUAAUGUUCUCAGAGCAGUUUUCUGAAACAAACUUCCUGAUGACUGAUCCGCUGUGUGCAUUAGAAAUUAAACUAAGCUGUAUUUCCUGUUGUGUGUGUGUAUGCACUGUAUAAAGCUCUUUUAACCUGUAAAGAAAUAAUUAAUAAGAUCUGUUUUUAUUAUCUCUAUCACUAACAUCAUUAAAAUAUUUAUCCAAUCAGGAUGGUUUUGGUUUAAUUUGUCCAGAUCUUCAGAU
Messenger RNA from Seriola aureovittata, 2258 nucleotides. Its product is annotated as butyrophilin-like protein 10. Lineage: Eukaryota; Metazoa; Chordata; Actinopteri; Carangiformes; Carangidae. The record is from RefSeq and is a predicted model, not a curated record. The transcript has 5 exons. The coding region runs from base 30 to 731 and encodes 233 amino acids.